Messenger RNA from Aspergillus welwitschiae, 2245 nucleotides. Its product is annotated as putative aromatic amino acid aminotransferase. Gene Ontology annotation, molecular function: transaminase activity; pyridoxal phosphate binding. The transcript has 3 exons. The record is from RefSeq and is a predicted model, not a curated record. Gene Ontology annotation, biological process: biosynthetic process. Bases 264 to 2057 code for a protein of 597 amino acids. NCBI's taxonomy places the organism in Eukaryota, Fungi, Ascomycota, Eurotiomycetes, Eurotiales, Aspergillaceae.
CGCGUCUGUUGUGCUAUAGCCUAUCGCGGCCGCAUGUCCAAUCGCCGGUUCACCAGGUGGAGUAAACCAUCCCCCAACCCGAGCUGGUUCUGCUUAUCAAGCACCAAGAUAACCACCCAGCUUGCUUAUAUCGGGGUCGCCGCCAGUUCAUCAUCCUCUUCGCGACGAUUCAUGCAACGCCUCCCACAUUAAUUCCCACGGCAAACCGAGUAUCACCCGGAGAGCUGUCUUGGGUGAACUGCUAUCGCCUAGCCACCAUAAUCAUGGUUUACUCAACGCUGUCUCCUCCCCUGGACCUGUCACAUCACUUCUCCUCGGUCACGAAGAGACGGGAGGCGAGCGAAACAAAGAGCCUGUAUAAGUACUUUUUCAUCCCAGGCAUUGCGAACUUGGCUGGUGGCCUACCAAAUGCGUCAUACUUCCCCUAUGAUACCCUCGAAGCUACCGUUGCCCAUCCUCAGCGUUUCCCCGCCACCUCCGACAAUGACCAGAUCAAGCCCCCCAGUGGCUCCCCUUCAACGGAGCGCAGAAUCGUCCCGAAAGAAAGCCCGACUACCAAUCUCCUGAAGAAAAUUGAUCUUACCACAGCCCUCCAGUAUGGAACAGCUGAAGGCCUCCCCGUUAUGGCCGAUUUCGUCCGGCAGUUCACUCGCAAUCACCUCCACCCGAAUGUCCCCUAUGCCGGCGGCCCUGGCACCCUUCUCACGUGCGGUGCCACCGACGGGUUUUCCAAGGCCAUUGAAACCUUUACUAACCCGUGGGACCCUCGUCGGGAUUGGAUCAGUCAACGUGAGGGCAUACUAUGCGAGGAAUUUGUGUACAUGAACGCAAUCCAAACCGUGAAGCCGCGGGGCCUUAACAUCGUUCCGGUAGCCAUAGAUGCGCAGGGCAUGCUUGCGCAUGGUAAAGGAGGAUUGGCCGACGUGCUUGAGAACUGGGAUUUCAAGAAGGGCCGUCUCCCGCAUCUGAUGUACACAAUCACUAUCGGCCAAAACCCGACGGGCGGGACCUUGUCGGUCGAGCGCAGGAGGGAGAUCUACGCUCUCUGUCGACAAUUCGACAUCAUCAUCAUAGAAGACGAUCCGUACUGGAACUUACAGUAUCCUUCUGCAACUGCUAUGGAGGCCGGAUUUCGAGGAUCAGAUGCCGUAGAUGUAAUUCCACGCAACUACAACGCCCACGGCAGGUCCUCCGGGUACGAUUUUCUGGAUUCCUUGGUGCCAUCGUAUCUCUCCGUUGAUACAGACGGGCGUGUCGUGCGUCUUGACACCUUCUCAAAGACCAUAGCUCCUGGUUGUCGCUUAGGAUGGAUUACCGCUCAGCCAGCUAUAAUCGAACGCCUGACUCGUCUCACCGAGACAUCAACUCAGCAGCCAUCAGGGUUUGUACAGGCCAUGGUGGCCGAACUGAUUGUGGGUCAGCAAUCCGAGGAUGGCCAGAAUGCCACAGGUGCAAGUAGGAAUAAAUCUAAAAAGAGCGAACAAGCCUGGCAGAUGGACGGCUGGGUUCGCUGGUUGGAAGGCCUUCGUGCGGGAUACGAACAACGCAUGACGACAAUGUGUACAAUUCUCGAAGAGGGCAAGUACCUCAUUGACUCCGGUAGCGCAUGGGACGAUGUACAACCCAUGGCAGAGGAUGAGACUGCCUGGGAAGUCCUGGAUAAGAUGCAGAUGUACGAGUUCUCCUGGCCCACCGGCGGUAUGUUUGUGUGGGUCAAGGUCUGCAUCGAGACGCACCCCUUGCUGGAGAAGUAUGGCCCGGAGAAGCUGAUCCAAGCUUUGUGGCUGCAUUUGAUGCAAAAGCCGUAUUUGUGCCUUUCGGGUCCCGGAACCAUGUUUGCUCCUACAACGGAGCUUCUGGACCGGGCGCAGACAUAUUACAGGUUGUGCUUUGCGGCGAUGCCUGCGGAGGAUGUGUUGGGCAUUACUCGGAGGUUGGUAGAUGGAUUUCGCGCGUUUUGGCAACGGAAGAAUCUCGAUGGCUUGGAUGAUGAGGAGGUUGCUCUUAGUAGGCUGCAGGCAAAGGGUUCAGGCAACUUGUUGGGUUUGGGCUGCUAGACUGGGUUGCUUGAAUAUACCAUGCAAUCUACAUUCGUUAUCUUGGACAGCGAUUAUAUACUAUUUUGGUUGGCGCAUAACUUUCAUAAAUUGAUUCACCUACGCACAACGGAAGUCGCCCUAGAGUCUAUGAAAAGAAACACAAUCGUUAUCUAGCAUCAAAAGAGUAUAUAUGUCAUUUGAUUUUA